UUGUAAGAACACUAGAAUUUGGUGAAUUUAUGAUGGUGGCGGCGGAAUUAAAACAUUUCGCGUCUACAAGCAUUAUGGAGCAAGUCAUGCGCAUGCGUAAAGUGUACCCGAAAGGUUUCGGCAUUCGGCGUUGUUUUGUAAAGUCUUGUUGGUUAUCUGUCGUCCGUUAUUAUAACAUUAGAUUAAAUCGACAAAUUGGCAGCAUUAAAGUGUUUCAAGUGAAAAAGUAUUAGUACAACUUUGUCUCUCAAGAUCCUUACAUAAUGAGCACUCAAUCUGCAAAUCCUCGUGAACCAACUUCUCAUGUAAAUUCAAUUUCUAAAUCAAAAAUACUGGUUGUUGGAGCAGGAGGGAUCGGAUGUGAAAUACUGAAAAAUUUGUGUGUUUCGGGCUUUCAAGAUAUUGAAGUGAUUGAUUUAGACACAAUUGAUGUCAGCAAUUUAAAUCGUCAGUUUCUGUUUCGCAAAGAACAUGUCGGGAAGUCCAAAGCAGUAGUUGCUAGAGAAAGCAUAAUAUCUUUUAAUUCCAACGUGAAUAUUAAAGCAUAUCACGACAGUAUCUUUAACCAAGAAUAUGGGGUUAAUUUUUUUAAAAGAUUUGAUCUGGUUUUGAAUGCGUUAGAUAACAGAGCUGCACGCAAUCACGUUAAUCGUAUGUGCUUAGCUGCUGACAUCCCUUUAAUUGAAUCAGGAACUGCGGGAUAUUCAGGACAAGUGGAACUCAUCAAAAAGGGAAUGACACAAUGCUAUGAAUGCCAACCAAAACCCCAGCAAAAGAGUUAUCCCGGUUGUACUAUUCGGAACACUCCAUCUGAACCAGUCCACUGCAUUGUUUGGGCUAAACAUCUGUUUAACCAACUAUUUGGUGAAGAAGAUCCUGACCAAGAUGUCUCACCCGAUACCGAAGAUCCAGAGGUAAAAAAAGACGGUGCUUUUUCUGUAACUGAGUCUGGAGAUGUGAAAAGAAAAUCAACACGUCAGUGGGCACAGGAAGUGGAUUAUAAUCCUGAACAGCUUUUUAACAAGUUUUUCAAAGACGAUAUUAAUUAUUUACUAUCUAUGGAAAAUCUCUGGAAAACACGUAAGCCGCCGGUUCCUAUUUCUUGGGAGAAGGCACUUACCUGUGAGUCCCGGAUUUCUAACGAUGAAGAAAGUUCAAAAUCCCUUGACAUGCAAGUUUUGUCAAUAAGCAAGUACACUCAAAUUUUUGCGAGUACAGUGAACAUUUUGAAGAAGGAACUCGCUGGUAAAAAGUUUCUUAUGUGGGAUAAGGACGAUACGCCCGCCAUGGAUUUUGUAACAGCUUGUGCCAACAUACGUGCAUUUAUAUUUUCCAUUUCCCAGAAGUCAAAAUUUGAAAUUAAAUCAAUUGCAGGAAACAUCAUUCCAGCAAUUGCCACUGCAAAUGCUUUAAUUGCUGGUGCUGCUGUCUUGUACGCUCUCAGAGUAUUGCAAAAUGAUUAUGAAAAAUGUCCUACAAUAUAUUUGCGGCAAAAAUCAAUUUAUUCAAAAGUUUUGUUAGCAACAGAUAAGAGCUUGCAAAAACCUAAUCCUAAUUGUUACGUAUGCUCUGCAAAACCAGUCGUCAACGUAUUUGUUAAUGUGAAUAAGAUGUUAGUCAAAGAAUUUGAAACUGAAGUUUUGAAAAACACACUUAAUAUGGUGGCUCCAGACGCUAUUUUAGAUGGUAAAGGGGUUGUAGUUAUUUCAUCUGAAGAAGGAGAAACGGAGAUCAACAACAAAAAAACACUUUGCGAAGUUGGAAUCGUGGAUGGAAGUAUUUUGAAAGUGGAUGACUUUCUGCAAAAUUAUGAAUUGAUUAUAAACGUUAACCAGUAUGAAGCUAAAGAAAAAGAUGAUCCACCAUUUAAAUUUAUUGCAAAUCCUGCCGAGCUUAAAGCAAAGCAGAUCGACGGUGUCAAGAAUGGAGUCACCGCUGCUAAAAACGAUUUACCAAAUCAAGAAAUGCACACAGAUAAUGAUGAUGUCGUUAUAUGCACAACAGAUAAUGAUGAUUUUGGAGCUUCAUCAAGUAAAAAGCGUAAAUUGAAUCCUGUUGAAGAUGAUGAUGAUGAUCUUAUAAUACUAGAUGAACAACUUGAGUAGUUUCAAGAAAUUAUGUUGUCGAUGUUUUUUUUAUAUCCGGAAAUAAACUUAUUUGGAGAAUA
Tribolium castaneum (red flour beetle) is the source of this 2167-nucleotide messenger RNA. RefSeq names its product Ubiquitin-like activating enzyme 2 (gene Uba2). Gene Ontology annotation, biological process: protein sumoylation. The record is from RefSeq and is a predicted model, not a curated record. Lineage: Eukaryota; Metazoa; Arthropoda; Insecta; Coleoptera; Tenebrionidae. Gene Ontology annotation, molecular function: SUMO activating enzyme activity. Gene Ontology annotation, cellular component: SUMO activating enzyme complex; cytoplasm. The transcript has 8 exons. The coding region runs from base 264 to 2105 and encodes 613 amino acids.